This is a messenger RNA of Cryptococcus amylolentus CBS 6039, 441 nucleotides long. RefSeq lists its product as hypothetical. NCBI's taxonomy places the organism in Eukaryota, Fungi, Basidiomycota, Tremellomycetes, Tremellales, Cryptococcaceae. The transcript has 4 exons. The record is from RefSeq and is a predicted model, not a curated record. Bases 1 to 441 code for a protein of 146 amino acids.
AUGGCCCCAACUACCACGGACGAGAUCGUGGCACAUCUCUUUGCCCGGCCCUUGCCACCCCUCGAGCCUGGCACCCAGAUCUACGACACCUCGAUUAUCAGCAGUAUAUCGGCUCUAGACGAACAUCGCUUCGUCAAAGCAGCUCUGCAUCUGGCGAACGAUGAUAUCAACCAUUGCCAUCUGAUUGCCCAGGAUAGUGAGGGAGACUCUGAUGCGGAUCUAUUACAUGCGACUCUGCAUAGAAGAGAAGGUGAUCAUUGGAACUCGAGAUACUGGUACUCCCGGGUCAGAAAACACCCGGUUAUCCCCGAUAUAUCAAAGGCCAAGGCGUUUGUCGACGCAUGUGAAAAGGUCAAGCCGGGCAAGGACACGGAGCUGAGAGAGCAGCAAUGGGAAGAACUGAAGAAGAUUGUUGAAUGGAUGAGGGAUAAUGCUCAAUGA